AUAUUAAUAGCAAAGUCGCCCAAUGGGUCUCCAGGCAGUACUCCAAAAUCGAGAAAGAGCGGAUUCUUUGGCAGCAAGAAAGAAAAGAAAGGCACCAAGGGCAAGCUGGACAAGACGCAGAUCGGUCUACCCUCCAACUUCCGACAUUUGGGCCACAUUGGAUGGGAUCCCGACAAGGGCUUCAAUGUAUGUGCCCACUGUGUUUUGCAUCUUCCCUGCAUCAUCAAGGUGUAUUUCACUGACAUGCAACCAUAUUACUUCCUUGCACACGACUAGGUCCAGAACAUCGAUCCCGAGUGGAAGAAUCUAUUUGAGCAAUUGGACAAGAUGGGUGUCAGCCAGGAGGAUAUCCAGAACAAUGCCGAGUUUGUGAACCAGUUUGUGCAGUCGCGCGGCGGGCCUGGUGCAGCAUCCAAGCCGGCGCCCGCUGCUCCGGCAAGUCGUACUCGACCAACUCCAGCGCCAGGAGCAGGACAUCAGCGCUCGCCAUCGGCUGGAGCAGUGCCGCCGCCAUCCGUGCUGCCAGUGAUGAAGCCGACCACGAAACCUCCACCACCACCUCCGCCAGCGUCGCGUCGUGCCCCUCCGCGACCACCUCCAUCACGCCAAUCGCGUCCUGUGCAUGCACCACCAGUACUGCCCAGCCGCGAUCACACGCCCGUUGCUGUUGCCGCGCCCCCUUCGCCCGAGCCGCCACAGCCUCCACCAACCCCUGCGCGCCAUGUGCAGGCUGCUCCUCCACCACCCCCUCGUCCCUCGUACGGACCUCCGUCGUCGAGCGCUGCACCCCCACCUCCACCUCCUCCAAUCCGUGGUGCCUAUGUCCCCGCUGUUGCUCCCCCCCCUCCACCACCCCCACCAUUCCAGCCAUCGUCUACUGCCCCACCUCCACCGCCGCCUCCACCCACUGGUGGAUUCAGCUCUGGUGGCGGUCCUCCUCCUCCCCCACCGCCUCCUCCCUUGAGCGGCUCUGGUGGCCCUCCUCCCCCUCCCCCUCCACCCCCCAUGGGAGGCACUGGUGGUCCUCCACCCCCACCACCUCCACCACCCCCAGGAGGUGGCGCUCCAGGAGGCGGAGCACCCAACAUUGCACUUCCAACCAACGCCGGUGCAAAUGGACGUGUCAACCUGUUGGAGAGUAUUCGAGGGGCAGGAGGUAUUGGCGCACUGCGCAAGACUGGUGCUCACGAAGGUGCAGCUUCGUCAUCGCCUUCGAGAGGCGUUCCCCCUCCGCCGCCGCCUGUGGCCGAGGAUGAUGGUAAUGGCGGCAAUUUGGCGUCGGCUUUGGCUGCAGCACUGCAGAUGCGAAAGUCGCGCGUUGCGGGCAGCGACGACGAGGACGAGAGCGACGACGAGAACUGGGAUGACUAAAAGCCAAACUUGUUCCGGGGACUUUGGCCAAUGGAAGACCAGCUCGAUACCAGUGAAUGAUUACAAAAAAAAAAAAAAAAAACCUC
This is a messenger RNA of Gamsiella multidivaricata, 1457 nucleotides long. RefSeq lists its product as uncharacterized. NCBI's taxonomy places the organism in Eukaryota, Fungi, Mortierellomycota, Mortierellomycetes, Mortierellales, Mortierellaceae. The coding region runs from base 328 to 1371 and encodes 347 amino acids. Gene Ontology annotation, molecular function: actin binding. The record is from RefSeq and is a predicted model, not a curated record. The transcript has a single exon.